AUGUUUGCUAGAAGAUGUUUGUCCACUACGAGGGCGCUGUCUAAGAUAAAAGUGAAGAAUCCAAUUGUUGAACUAGACGGUGAUGAGAUGACUCGAAUCAUUUGGGAUAAGAUCAAAAAGCAAUUGGUGUUGCCAUAUGUGGACGUGGAUUUGAAAUAUUAUGAUUUAUCUGUGACGUCACGUGACAAAACUGAUGAUAAGAUUACCGUUGACGCUGCUAAUGCCAUUAAGGAAUAUGGCGUUGGUAUUAAGUGUGCCACGAUUACUCCUGACGAGGCCCGUGUCAAGGAGUUUGGCUUGAAAAAAAUGUGGAAGUCUCCAAAUGGUACCAUUAGGAAUAUUCUUGGCGGUACCGUUUUUCGCGAGCCGAUAGUCAUACCAAGGGUUCCUCGUCUUGUUCCGGGCUGGAAGAAAGCAAUCAUCAUUGGCAGACAUGCGCAUGCUGAUCAAUAUAAGGCAACCGAUGCUAUUAUUCCUGGUGCAGGCAAAUUGGAGCUAGUUUACACACCGGAAAAUGGAUCAAAACCAACGACGCUGGAGGUUUAUGAUUAUAAAGGAGCUGGUGUCGCAUUGGCAAUGUAUAAUACUGAUGAAUCCAUUCGUGGAUUUGCUCACUCCUCGUUCAAGUUGGCAUUGAAUAAAAAAUUGAAUUUGUUCUUGUCUACAAAGAACACAAUUUUGAAAAAAUACGAUGGUAGAUUCAAAGACAUUUUUCAGGAAAUCUUCGAGCAGGAUUAUGAGAAAAAUUUCGAGCAAACUGGUAUUACCUACGAGCAUCGUUUAAUUGACGACAUGGUCGCUCAAAUGAUCAAGUCAAAGGGGGGCUUCAUUAUGGCUCUGAAGAACUACGAUGGUGAUGUGCAAUCCGACAUUGUUGCUCAGGGAUUUGGCUCGUUGGGAUUAAUGACUUCUGUUUUAGUAACUCCAGAUGGAAAGACUUUCGAAAGUGAAGCCGCUCAUGGUACGGUCACAAGACAUUUUAGACAAUACCAACAAGGUAAAGAAACAUCGACGAAUUCGAUUGCAUCAAUCUUUGCUUGGACCAGAGGCUUGGCAAAGAGAGGUGAACUGGAUAACACACCAGAAGUUACUGAGUUUGCCUCUAUUUUGGAAUCCGCUACGCUUAACACAGUUCAAAUUGACGGUAUCAUGACAAAGGAUCUAGCCCUGGCCGGAGGUAACUCUGAUAGAUCGGCAUACGUGACUACCAACGAGUUCUUAGAGGCUGUUGCCAAAAGAUUAAAGUCCGAGUACGCCGAAAAGAAUAAAUGA
Molecule: messenger RNA, 1272 nt
Organism: Zygotorulaspora mrakii
Lineage: Eukaryota; Fungi; Ascomycota; Saccharomycetes; Saccharomycetales; Saccharomycetaceae
Gene: IDP1
Product: isocitrate dehydrogenase (NADP(+)) IDP1
Exons: 1
Coding region: 1-1272 (423 amino acids)
Biological process (GO): isocitrate metabolic process
Cellular component (GO): mitochondrion
Molecular function (GO): isocitrate dehydrogenase (NADP+) activity; NAD binding; magnesium ion binding
Source: RefSeq, a predicted model, not a curated record